Molecule: messenger RNA, 1017 nt
Organism: Aspergillus tanneri
Lineage: Eukaryota; Fungi; Ascomycota; Eurotiomycetes; Eurotiales; Aspergillaceae
Exons: 2
Coding region: 1-1017 (338 amino acids)
Biological process (GO): polysaccharide biosynthetic process
Molecular function (GO): dTDP-4-amino-4,6-dideoxygalactose:2-oxoglutarate transaminase activity; pyridoxal phosphate binding
Source: RefSeq, a predicted model, not a curated record
AUGAUUUCCCCACCAUUGGCCAAGCGAAUCCCUACCAUCUGCACCACGAUCGUGGGCACUGAGCUGGCCAACAUCAAGGAUGUGCUCACAUUAAACAACCUCAACGGCAAAGGAACCUACUCACGCCUCUGUGAGCAAUGGCUUGAAAGCUCUAUGAAUGGCGGACGGGCUUUAGCAGUCUCCUCCUGCACCACGGCCUUGGAGAUAGCUGCGAUCCUCGCCAAUAUCCAGCCUAGCGAUGAGAUUAUUGUCCCAAGCUACACCUAUGUGUCCAGCGUGAAUUCCUUUGUUCUACGCGGAGCAGUACCUGUAUUUGUUGAUCUUGAUAACGCGACAAUGAACAUCGAUGCCGGCUUGAUUGAAGCCGCUAUUACUCCCAAGACUCGUGUCAUUGUUCCAGUGCACUACGCUGGCAUUGCGUGUGACAUGGACCGCAUUAUGGAGGUGGCGAAGAAGCAUAACCUUCUCGUCGAGCGCGCCGAAAUCCUGUAUGAGCACGGCACCAACCGAGCACCCUUCAUGCGCGGUGAGGUCGACCGCUAUCAGUGGCUCGACAUGGGUUUGAACGCGACUCUAUCCGAGCUGCAGGCAGCGUUUCUGUACGCACAGCUGCAAGCAGCGGACAAGAUCAAUGGACGCCGACUUGAAAUCUGGCAGCGAUACCAGACGAACCUUGCCCCGUUGGCGCAGAAGGGAUACAUCACACUGCCUCAUAUCCCAGCAAACACAACACACAACGCCAAUGUGUUCUACGUCCGGGUCACGGAUGAAACUCAGCGCAAGGAUUUGAUUGUGCAUAUGGACCAGGCGAACAUCCAGACCCAUCCGCAAUUCAUGCCACUGCACUCGUCGCCCUAUGGCCUGAAAAAUGGUCGCUUUGUCGGUGUCGACCGUGUGACCUCCCUUGCAAUCUCGCAGAUAUUGCUGCUGCCGGUGCAUCUGACCUUGACGGACGAGGAGCAGGGGUUUGUCAUUCGUGAGAUGUUUGCGUUCUGGAAGGAAGACAUAGAGAACUGA